Molecule: messenger RNA, 1290 nt
Organism: Vavraia culicis subsp. floridensis
Lineage: Eukaryota; Fungi; Microsporidia; Pleistophoridae
Product: TIGR01213 family protein
Exons: 1
Coding region: 5-973 (322 amino acids)
Biological process (GO): tRNA pseudouridine synthesis
Molecular function (GO): RNA binding; pseudouridine synthase activity
Source: RefSeq, a predicted model, not a curated record
CACGAUGGAUUUAAAGAUCGUUGAUACCAUAAAAAAAGGUCUGCAAGAAGUGGAAAAAUAUGAUACAAUUGUUAUAAACACUUCUAGAGAGUAUAAAGAGUAUUUAAAAGAAGCGUUUCCAGCAUUUAUUGUUAAUCCUGGUCGACAGUUCGAACAGUCUACAGAAGUGUACGUGACGGAGAGUGAUUGUAAAGUUGUUAACUACUCGCUGUUUAUCUACGGUGUUUACAUAAAGAAGUGCCGUAAUGUCUCGCAAACACCGAUGCCGAAUGUGAAUAAUGCUGUAUCUGAUAUAUUCCACGAUUUUGUACAAUUUUACGCUGCAGAUUCGUUUAACUUUGUUGCAGCAGGUAGAGAAGAUGUAGAUGUGAUCAAUGUAUCAGGUAGGCCCUUUUUUGUAGAGCUAAAGAAUCCAAGACAGCAUCUUUUCGUGCCAAUUCCAGUUGUGUACUGGGAAAAUGAUUUCGUGCUUCUUAAAAAUUUAUUAAGAGUGAAAGGCAAGCCGAUUAAGAAAAUAAUUUUAGACGGUGAAAGGGAACAUAAGAAGAGAUAUAGCGCUAUUGUAUUCUGUAGCAAACCGAGUGAUCCCACUAAUCUAUUUAAUUUUGAAGGCGAAGGUGAUCAUGACACUGAUGCUGAAAAUUUACUGCACAGCAGUGAUCUUGAACAGCUGGUCAAUAAGAAGUUGUUGGUAAUGCAGAAAACACCGCUCCGUGUGUUGCAUCGGCGAGCCAACAUGAAUAGACCUAAAGAAAUCGAAAUCACUAAGAUAAAAAAAUACCAGCAAUACUUACGAGUAACCAUUUUGUCAUCAGCAGGUGCGUAUAUCAAGGAGUUUAUCACCGGCGACUUUGGACGAACAACGCCUUCCUUGGCAUCAUUGCUUGGAUGCUGGUGUGAUUGCGUUGAACUGAACGUUCUUGAGGUAGAAGCUAAAGAUGUUCCGGAAGAUUGUAUCUAUGAAGUAAUGUAAAAUAGAAUGCUUUUGUUGAAAGGUAGCAAUAUUGUGCGGAAUGUUUUUGAUAAAGUUAUGUUAAAAAAGAAAUGAAAUUGCCUUUGUAAUUUUAUUUUUCAAAAACUGCGCUUUUAGGAAAAAUGUUGAAAUAAAUAGCAUUAAAUUUGCAAAGUAAGUUCCAUGAAAGUUGGUGAUAACGACAUAAAAUGACUCUAUGAGAGCAUGGAUGCAACAUUCAAAUCUAAAAUAUACGUCUCUUGCCCAUUUUAAAGUACUAAAACGUCUCUAAUUCAACUAAUCGUGAGAGGAGAACUAAAAUACGGAAUGCGCUUACC